CCCAGCAACAACCGAGGGAACCCAAGAGGAGCGCGGUCUCGUACAAAGGUCCCGGGAGAAGCGUGAGCCAGGCCUGGUCGGCGCCGGUGGAGAGAAGGACAGGUCAGGCCCAUGAGCUACAGUUCCCUUAGCUGCUUUCGUCUCUCUAACGGUUAAAAGCACUGAGGGCCAUGGCUGAGGUGCACGUGAUCGGGCAGAUCAUAGGGGCCACCGGUUUCUCUGAAAGUAGCCUCUUCUGCAAGUGGGGCAUCCACACAGGGGCAGCAUGGAAGCUCCUGUCGGGCAUGCGGGAGGGCCAGACACAGGUGGACACUCCCCAGGUAGGGGACAUGGCCUACUGGUGCCACCCCAUUGACCUGCACUUCGCCACCAAGGGUCUCCAAGGUUGGCCUCGGCUUCAUCUCCAGGUGUGGUCCCAGGAUAGCUUCGGCCGAUGCCAGCUCGCCGGCUAUGGCUUUUGCCAUGUGCCCAGCAGCCCCGGCACCCACCAGCUGGACUGCCCCACAUGGCGGCCUCUGGGCAGCUGGCGGGAGCAGCUGGCCAGGGCCUUUGUUGGUGGUGGGCCACAGCUGCUACAGGCAGACACCAUCUACAGCGGGGCGGACCGCUACCGCCUGCACACUGCCGCAGGUGGCACCGUGCGCCUUGAGCUCAGCCUGCUGCUGCGUCACUUUGAUCGCUAUGGUGUUGAGUGCUGAGGGAUCCGACCUCCGUUGGCCAUCACCCACAGCCCUGGCCGAGCACUGAGGGCAGGAUGGCACAGCAGUCAGGAUCUUGGGCCCUGGAGACAGUCAGACCCAAUCCCAGGCUGGCAGGGCCCUGUGUUGGUCCUUGCAAGGAUCUCAAGCCCAGUAAUGCCCCUGGAGCCCAUGUGUCACGUGGGGUAGUAAGUGUGGAUCACAGGGGAGGGGAGGGAAAUGCUGGUUAGCACAUGGGAGGUGCUUAAUAAAAGCGA
Molecule: messenger RNA, 955 nt
Organism: Octodon degus (degu)
Lineage: Eukaryota; Metazoa; Chordata; Mammalia; Rodentia; Octodontidae
Gene: B9d2
Product: B9 domain containing 2
Exons: 4
Coding region: 171-698 (175 amino acids)
Biological process (GO): cilium assembly
Cellular component (GO): MKS complex
Source: RefSeq, a predicted model, not a curated record